AUUCGGCCCAAAAAUGAAAGCUGAACCUAGAAAUAUAAAUAUUUUAGCCCAUUCCAUACAAUAAAAAAGACGAGACCCGUGUGUUGCAACGGUCGAAUUUCUGCAAUCGAUAUUGGGGUAUCCAUUAUCCAAUUCUAUCAGACAGAACAGAGAGAGAGAGAGAGAGAGAGAGAGAGAGAUGGGGAAAAGGAAGGGGAGAAAAGAGAAUGAAGAAGAAGCCAUACAUGAAAACGGUGGAGAAGUGGAAGAAGGAGAUGAUGGAAAAGGUGCUGGAUUCUUCGCGUGCUAUCUCCUCACUUCAGUCUGCCCCAGAUUCAAAGGCCACACCUACAUCGGAUUUACAGUGAAUCCACGGCGGAGAAUACGGCAGCACAACGGCGAGAUCGGGAGCGGCGCGUGGCGGACGAAGAAGAAGCGCCCAUGGGAAAUGGUGCUGUGCAUCCACGGCUUCCCUACUAACGUCGCCGCUCUUCAGUUCGAGUGGGCGUGGCAACACCCGGUCGAAUCGCUAGCAGUACGAAAGGCAGCUGUAAAUUUCAAAUCCCUCUCUGGAAUUGCUAACAAGAUCAAAUUGGCCUACACAAUGCUCACUCUUCCACCCUGGCAAAGUUUGAACCUGACGGUGAAUCUGUUCUCGACUAAAUACCAAACGCACACCUCGGGCUGCCCUGCAUUGCCCGAGCAGAUGAGGACAAAAAUCUCUCCCAUGGAUGAUUUGCCCUGUUACAAUAUUGCCAACGAUUGUCCAAUCGUAAACGAUGAUGACGAUGACGGAUGUGAAGGUCUUUCCCAUGAAUCGACCGAAGAAGAAUCAUCCAGAAAAAAUGACGAUUUCCAUUACUAUAGUAAUGAAGAAUAUAUUCACCGAGAAACUGAAUCGAGUGGAUGCUGCUCAGGAAAAACACGGGCAGAAGUAUGGCCGAAGAAUUCACCUCCAAUUACUGAAGCAACCGACGAAGAAUCAUCAACAAAAAAUGACGGUUUCCCUAACUGUGUAGGUAGUAAGGAAGAAUACAUUCACCGAGAAAUUGAAUCGAGUGGAUGCUGCGCAGCAAAAACACGGGCAGAAGAUUGGCCGAAGAAUUCACCUCAAAUUACAGAAGACGAAGACAAAGGGCAGUUCUUUAUUGUUAAUAAUAAUGAAUCCCCUCCUGUAAGAACGUCGUUUUCGUUACAUAAUAGCUCCUGUAUUGCUGGAAAUGCGCGAAAAAAUCACAGGUUGGUCGAGUUAAUUACGGAGGUGGACGAGCCACUUGAGAAAGAAUCGGCGGCGGCGGCAACUCGCUUAGUUGCUACAGACAAAGAUGAAGUUGAGAUCAUAGAUAUAAUUACACCAUUGCCAUGCAAGAAGAAGAGAAGGCCAACUAGUAGUUUCUUUCCUGAUGUAAUUGACUUGACCAACUCUCCAAUGUAUGUAUAAUUAGUGUGUGGAAGGAAAAUCAUGUAUACAAGUUUGUAUGAGCACUGUAAUUUCCUUGUGUAAUCUAUCUUUCUUUCUUUUUUUAAUUCUUUAUUAUUAUUUUAUGGUAU
Molecule: messenger RNA, 1530 nt
Organism: Erythranthe guttata (spotted monkey flower)
Lineage: Eukaryota; Viridiplantae; Streptophyta; Magnoliopsida; Lamiales; Phrymaceae
Product: Excinuclease ABC, C subunit, N-terminal
Biological process (GO): double-strand break repair via homologous recombination
Cellular component (GO): Slx1-Slx4 complex
Molecular function (GO): crossover junction DNA endonuclease activity; 5'-flap endonuclease activity
Source: RefSeq, a predicted model, not a curated record